CUUGGUCCAAAGGGAGGAGGGCAGAGGACGGGGCGCGCGCUGAGGGGCUGUCGCUGUGACGUCGGUGCUCGGGCCGCACGGUGCGCUGGUUUGCAGCAGGGCCCAUCGGAGAGGCAGAGCUCGAGCCGCGGGAGGAGCCCGGAUGUGCCGGAGAACCGGGGGGCGCGAAGCAAGAUGGCGGAGAAACAGCUAACGGCCCAAGAGGAACGGUCAAUUGAAGAAUUUCUGGCUGAGCUGAAGAACCGGGAACAACCACAAUUGGUUUCAGUGCCUCCAAACACCGCUGUGAAAUUUUUAAUGGCUCGGAAGUUUGAUGUUUCCAGAGCAAUUGAUUUAUUUCAAGCAUAUAGGAACACACGACUAAAGGAAGGGAUAUACAACAUAAAUCCUGAUGAAGAGCCGUUGCGGUCAGAGCUGCUGAGUGGUAAAUUUACCGUUCUGCCUGGAAGGGAUGCAAAUGGAGCAGCUUUAGCUUUGUUCACUGCUAGACUACAUCGACCGGAUGUUACUACUCAUAAGGCAGUUCUGCAGGCUAUUAUCUAUCAGCUGGAUAAAGCCAUUGAGAGAGUGGAGACCCAACGAAAUGGACUCAUAUUCAUCUAUGACAUGAUAAAUUCCACUUACGGAAAUUUUGAUUAUGAGCUGUGCGUCAAGAUCCUAAACCUUUUAAAGGGUGCUUUUCCAGCGCGGCUGAAGUGCGUCUUUAUUGUUUCUUCUCCACUCUGGUUCAGAGCUCCAUUUGCUGUUUUGCGUCUCUUUGUCAGAGAGAAGUUACGUGAAAGGGUACGCACGUUAAAAGCCCAUGAACUGAUAAAUCACAUCCCGAAGGAUUCCUUGCCAGAACAUUUGGGAGGCACAUCGAAAAUAAGCCAUGUUGCUUGGAUCCAGGCAUGUGUCAAUUCCAGGCAAGGAGAAGAGAGUGGAGACUGCAUGGACCAUCUUUUCCUUAUAUACACUACAGAACAGAACCCUGUGAGUGAUAGACUUAAUUCUAACUGCACCCAGCAGAAUGUGACUGAUAACACUAGACUUCUACAUAAUAAUUACCAUGAAAACAGGACUAAAAGUUAUGCCGAGGCACAUAGAGUAGGUGGCUGUGUGCACUGGAAUGGUUCUGCAGUCAGCGGCAACUACGAGUGCUGUGACAAAGGCUCUAGUGCAAACACAAAUAGCCGUCGACCGCCACCUCAAUCAGAGACCCCUCCGGACACUCCAUUGUAUAAGCAGCCUGCUGACAAUCCCUCCAUCCCACCUUUACCCCAGAAAUCUCGACCAUUGCCUGUGGGCAUGGAGCCUUCUAUACACAUGCCAGAAGAAGGAGGGAUGACUCUACUUGGCUUGGUGCAACACGUCAAGCGCAUGAAAAAGAGAGGGAUUUUUCAAGAGUAUGAAGAAAUUCGGAAAGAGCCACCAGUUGGCUCUUUUGAUGUUUCAAAAAAGCCUUGCAAUCAAACAAAAAAUAGAUAUAGUGAUGUUCUGUGUUUGGAUCAAUCCAGAGUCAAGAUGGGGCUUAUUGGCACAGAUGAAACAACGGACUAUAUUAAUGCCAGUUUCAUGGAUGGCUAUAAAAGGAAAAAUGCAUAUAUUGCGACACAAGGUCCCUUGCCAAAAACAUUUGACGAUUUCUGGAGAAUGGUGUGGGAACAGCGGGUUUUAAUAAUUGUAAUGACAACAAGGGUAAUAGAAAGAGGUCGAAUAAAAUGUGGGCAAUAUUGGCCACUUGAAGUUGGAAGAAGUGAAGACUCUGGGCACUUCAUUAUUCGAAACAUUCAUAUAGAUCUCUUCCAAGAUUUUAAGCUUACUCACUUGGACUUGUACAAUAAACAGACAGAUGAAAGCCGAAGUGUUGCUCAUUACCAGUACAUGAGUUGGCCUGACUUUGGAGUGCCAAAAUCUGCAUCUGCCAUGUUGGAUUUCCGGGCCCAAGUGAAGCAGCAUCAGGCAAUGGCUGUGCAAUCUUUAGGGCCUGAGUGGACAGGACAUCCUGCAGGCCCACCAAUUGUGAUUCACUGUAGUGCAGGAAUUGGGAGGACAGGUACAUUUUGCACGUUGGAUAUUUGCUUGUCUAGACUUGAAAACAUUGGAACAGUGGACAUACAACAGACCGUGAAAAGGAUGAGAUCUCAGCGUGCAUUUAGUAUUCAAACAUGGGAUCAAUAUUACUUUUGUUACAUGGCAAUUAUUGAAUAUGCACAACGAAGAGACCUUCUUGAACCUGUGGAAUGGUCAGACACUGAGUUUGAGACAGACAGCGAGUGAUUAUUCCUUCUCUGUGGUACUCAGACAUGUAUAUUGGCUAUCCAUAACCAUUAUUUGGUUCAUUGUAAACCCAAUGGUGCUGGAUGGACCUGCUACAUUGCCUUGCAGUGGAUUGCAGGCCCCUUCAGAUGGCAAGGGAUUUCAGCUAAUGAAGCACUGGAAAGUGUCAUAAUUUAUUGUAGCAUGAAUGCAAUGGGAUAACUUGCACACAGUCUUCUAGACUUGAAGUUAACUGUACUUUUCUUCUUUGCUGUUGUCUGCAGAAAGAAUGAAGUAUGUGAAACGCGUCACAGACCCCUCUGUAAAGUGGGUAGUAUCUUGUAGAUUUGUUUAGUCCUUUUUAUGAUUUUUAUGUAAAUUGUAAUGUGCUCUAUAAAGAUUGCUUUGGAGGGGGAAUCAUAAGUCACCCGAUGUUACCAAGUAUAUUUCCAUGUUUCAGGAAACAUUGACACUCUUGUACAUUUCUGUAUAGCUAUCUGUUUAAACAAAAUACAAGUUUCAAGGUUGCAAGGAUAUGUAUUGAAGGUUAUGCGUUCAUGUCUAUGGUAAACACAAAUGAAUGGUUUUAAAAUGUUAUGCAAUCUUUUCCUAGUUUACCGUAAUCUUUUCUUCACUGAAAGGAUUAGGAAACAAAGGCCUUAAGCUAUGUUUGAUUGUGAUAUUAUUUUGGUUAAUAAGCUGGGUCAUGAAAGACAUGUCUGUGAGAAUUUUUUUUUUUUCUUUUGACCUGUCACUCUAUAUAGUGCAGGGUUUAGCAUUCAAUAAAACACUGCCUGCAUUGAUGUGCCUUUUUAAUGUAUGUGUAGCACAAUUAUCUAAAUUUAAAAAAAAUUGCCUGCAUUUAUCUUCUCAGGGGCCUUUUUUUUUUUUUUUUUUUUGCAUAGGAGCAAACUUUUCUUUUUCUGUCUCUUGUUCUAUACUUGACUACAUUGUUUUUAAUGUUUUGUGUUUUUAAUUUUAUCCAUCAAUACUGUAUUUUUUUCAUUUUUAAUUUAUAUAAUUAUGGUGUUUAUUCACUAAACUAGAAUGGACAGGGAAAUUGCAAAUCCGAGGUCAAAACAGCCAAGCGAGAGAAUAUCUAAGUAGCAAGUUCUUUCUUCACAAAAUAUUUUUUUAGGCAAUUUUGACUAGAUAUUUCCAGCUUCCUUGUGAAUUCUUGUUUAUAGGAGUAAAUUCCAUAUACAUUUCACGACGGUAUAAUUGUUUCUCCCCCCCUUUAUUUUUUUUUUUUGGUACGACUACAUGACAGUGGCAACAUAAAUAGCUACUGUAUUUAUAACUACUUAACAAAUGUUUAUGUAUGCUUUUAAAUUUAAAAAAAAUGCAUUUAUUUUGUUGCCAAAUUCAAAAUUAUAGGAUCUGUUGGUACCAAUAGAAAGCUUCUAGGUUGAACUUGUAUUACAAAUUAAAUAUUUCUUUAGUCUUCAUA
Molecule: messenger RNA, 3688 nt
Organism: Pelobates fuscus (common spadefoot toad)
Lineage: Eukaryota; Metazoa; Chordata; Amphibia; Anura; Pelobatidae
Product: tyrosine-protein phosphatase non-receptor type 9-like
Exons: 13
Coding region: 175-2259 (694 amino acids)
Biological process (GO): protein dephosphorylation
Molecular function (GO): protein tyrosine phosphatase activity
Source: RefSeq, a predicted model, not a curated record